This is a messenger RNA of Dentiscutata erythropus, 175 nucleotides long. Lineage: Eukaryota; Fungi; Glomeromycota; Glomeromycetes; Diversisporales; Gigasporaceae. The record is from the annotation of a GenBank genome assembly.
GCUGAUCAGAAAAUAAGAGAACAAGAACAAAUUCUUAACAAUCUUAACAAUGAAAAUAAGGAAAUCAUAAGCUCUCUAGUAUCUAAUUAUAUGUUAGAGGAUGAUAUGCUCUUCGCAAAUAAUAAUGAAUUUUAUGGAUAUGAGGCACUAUCUAUAUCUGAAGAAUUGCCCGCAA